UCACGACGGUCUGAAUUGAGGAAAAUGAAUGUUUAAAGAAAGAAUUAUUCGAGAAAGGCUCUCGUAUUGAGGAGCAAAACCCCAAGAUAAGUGAAGUAUUCAACCAAAGCCAAAGGUAUAUGGACCAGAGCAACACGCAUUUGGAAAAGAGAAAUGACUCCCUCAAGUCUUCAGGUGAACAGAAUCAAGUUAAACUACUGCAGGCUGAACAAGACAAGAUUCAAUUAAAGGAAGAACUGGCAUCAGCCACAGCUAAUCUUUCUCAAAUGCAACUAGAGGGUUUGACACAUCAGCAGAAGAUUUUAGAGCUGCAAACUAAACUGAGCACAAGUCUGCUUGACUGUGAACGCCACUCUAAACACAUCAGUGAUCUGGAAUCACAACUCGAAGAGCUGAAGGAAAUAUCAGAAAGAUCCCAGUCUCAGUACCAUGAAGAGAUCCAAAGACGCAAGGAGCUAGAGCUCAAGCUCAAAAACAUGGAGGGGGAAGUUAAUGACCUGAAGACAAAUCAAGAUGGCCUAAAACAAGGGUCACACAGUGCCACUGUUAAGGAGUUACUCAAGAGAAGAGUGGCUGAACUUGAGAUGAAAUUGACUGAGCAAGAAAGUUUAGCAGAUACAGCAACAGAGGUGAAACGUGUGAUGAAUGGUGUAUUUCAUUCUCUACGAGGAGAGUUUGACCUCAGUGAAUCAUACAGUGGACAUACUGUACUUGCUGUGCUUAUAAAAACCAUCAAGAACGUGACUUUGCAGCUCCUCCAUGACAAAGACUCCCCGACAACAAUUAAAAAGGAAGAGUUGGCAGAUCAAGAAGAGGACACAGGUAAAGAUGAUUUGAAACAAGAAGACAAGAAAAUAUGUAACACAUUCCUUGGAAAUGAAGAAUGUGGUGUCAGCAAACCCAAAAGGGAGGCAGUUUGUGAGACAAAGGAUGACCAUCACCACAGAGGUGAGGACCAAAUGUCAGAUGGAGCUGAAGUACAGGCACCAUUAUCCGUUUUAAAGGAACAGUUUGACUUGGAAGCAUUAGAGACCACACACAUGCCAACGUUAGGAUCUCAAAAGAAGCAGGCGCAGGCAGUAGAUGACACCAGUGAGGCUGCAAAUCCAGAGGCUGGACCUCAUGAGACUGUCUUAACUGAGGUCGAACAGGAGCAGAAUGCUGACUUGAGUGAAGUGUCUGAGACAAGAAUGGAAAAUACAGAAACCUCAGGAGAAAUGGAUCCCGACUCUCAGAAAUCUUUUGAACCCCCAGUUAAGCCGCCUCCACCACCAAAUGAAGUUCUGCUCAGUCAGGCUAAAGAAAAAAGUGUGACUGGAAAAUUGCCAAUGGAAAACGGAGAGACCAUUUUCCAGGUCCGAGCCAAUGACAAAUCCACUUCGCAUCCAGUUUUGGAAGAGGAGGAGGAGGUGAGUUUAAAGGGAUGCCCACCACCAGCUCCGCUGUUUGGUGAUAAUAAUGACGAUGAUGACCCUGACUGGCCAAGUUAAAAUGCAAUGAAAAUUCAAGCUAAGCAGAUCAGAGACCAUGCCUGCCUCAUCUAAUGAAUUUGAAAAAAUGACCAAAUCAGAUUCUGAUCUUGAUUUCUUAUAUGAAAUCUGUUUAAGAUAAUGUGGACAUAAAAAGCUUGCAAACCCCAGUUCAAAAGCCCAGUUUUUGUUUUAAAAAAAAUUGAGACAAAGUGUAGGAUCUCAAAACUGUUCCACAAUUAAUGUGACUUAACAUAUGCAACCCCACCUCUUCCAAUCUUGAAGAGAUGGAGAAAAAAUAAACACGAACUAAUGUGUUUACACAAGUGUGAAAACCUGGAAUGCGACUGUGUUCUGAACUGGACUAUCAUAGUCACAAUAAUGUUAAAUAGAAGUAAAGAGACAUAUAC
Syngnathus acus (greater pipefish) is the source of this 1879-nucleotide messenger RNA. RefSeq names its product FK506-binding protein 15-like. Gene Ontology annotation, cellular component: growth cone. The coding region runs from base 120 to 1490 and encodes 456 amino acids. Lineage: Eukaryota; Metazoa; Chordata; Actinopteri; Syngnathiformes; Syngnathidae. The transcript is spliced from 10 exons. The record is from RefSeq and is a predicted model, not a curated record.